UCCAGCUCUCCAGAAACCACUUAUGAUUCCAUCCGAUCUAAGACUUGGAGACAGAGCCGAUAUCAUUUGCACCCUCAGGAGAGGAGAUCUUCCAGUCACUUUCAAAUGGUACUUCAAUGGCAGGGAGAUUAGAGGAGAGGAACUGGGAAAAGUCACCUCUUACGAUGUCAGAUCCUCGGUGUAUCUAAUAGACAAACUAAAAGCUGGAAAUGUUGGCAACUACACAUGCAUGGUAUCCAAUGUAGCUGGCUCUGAUACAGCAUCUGGGCAACUUCUUGUUGAAGUUCCUCCCGUGUGGGUAGAAGAACCGACUGAUGCUGAAGUUGUUGUGGGAUCUCAAAUCCUCCUCACCUGUGCCGCCACCGCUCACCCUACUCCCCGAAUCACCUGGAGGAAAAUACAAGGAGAUAAUAGUAAUCGUCCAACUCCUGGAGUAGGAAAUAGUGAAGAAGCUCCAGCCAAUUUCAUGUACAGUAGCCCUAGGUGGACAGUAUCCGGCAAUGGAUCUAUGAUAAUAUCUCAAGCACAAGAAUCAGACGCCGGAGUUUACGUUUGUCAAGUAGAAAAUGGCAUUGGAACUGGAUUAACUAAAAACAUUGCCCUGAAAGUAAAUGUGCCACCCAAAGUUUCCGUGCCUAAAGGUCAGCUAGCCAUUCGUAAGGGAGAAUCAGCGAGGUUAGUUUGUGACGUCAUCGGCGAUGGUCCAAUCAAUGUCAAGUGGGUCAAGAAACAAACUGUCAUCGAAAUUCAUCCCGGCUCCAGAUUCGAAGCAAAUCAGCGUCGUUCGAAUCCUGCCACAUACACGAAAUAUGAACAGUACAAUUUCGAACUUCUUAUUCGGGACAGUCAACAAAUUGAUGCAGGAUUGUACACUUGUAUUGCAAAGAAUGAUUAUGGUGAACACAAAGGAGAAGUCACUCUCGAUGUUCUAGAACCUUCAGCAUCUCCGAGAGGAGUACGCAUAACGGAAAUCACCAGUCGCUCAACUAGAGUGUCUUGGCAACCCCCUUUGCCCAGCAACAGCCACGUCCUCAAAUAUCACGUCCGAUACUGGAAGAAUGGAGGAGCAACUGGUAAACAACUUCAUCAAGUGGUUCUGGGAGGUAGCGAACUGGCCACUUAUUUGGAGAAUCUCCAUCCGGGCACUUCAUACUCUGUCCAAGUGCUCGCAGAAAAUGGUGUUGGACUGAGUGAACCCUCUCAAGCGAGACAACUUCAAACAAAAGAAGAAGCUCCUAGUGCUGCUCCAACUGAUGUUCACGCCCACUCAAUAGGAUCAAAAUUAAUAGAAAUUACCUGGAAGCCACCGCCUGCGGAAACAUGGCAUGGUGUCUUAAAAGGAUACUACUUGGGAUAUAAAGUGAGUUCCUCUCCAUUGGCAUAUGUCUAUCACACGACAACAGAUCCAAAUGGUAGACGAUUCAGAAUCAAAGGACUCCAGAAAUCAACCACUUAUCAUGUCGUGGUCAAGGCAUACAACAGCGUAGGAUCUGGACCUGAAUGCCAGCCAAUAGAGGUCAAGACACGGGAGAGUGAUCCACCAUAUCCUCCUAGUUUCAUAAUUACAGACGUUACAUCAUCCGGAGCUAUAGUUCAAAUGAAAUCGGAAGAAAUGUCUCCAGUUUUACAAUAUAUUGUAGAAUAUCGUCGUCACAAUGAAGAUUGGAAUCCCGUUCACGUACCCCGAGAUAAAUCGUUCUUCCAGCUCAGUCGUCUAGAAAAUUCCAUGACAUAUGAAGUACGAUUGGCAGCUUACAACGAACAUGGACGAGGGGAGUUUUCUUCUACUUUAUCAUUCACCACAACAGAGCGAGAAACCAACAUCGGCUUCCGAUCAUCAGAAGAAGAUAUUCCUUUCUAUUUUAGACAUUAUUUUGUGCUUCCUGUAGCAGCCUCCGUAGUCGUCAUCGUCACUACAAUUGUAUUCGCCUGGGUCUGCUACAAAAGGGUUGUAUUCAGACAACACAGGCACCUGGUCCUUCAGCAACAACUUGCCGGGCAUCUUCCUGAUGGUCAAUUAACCCUACAUCGUGACGGAUAUAUUCGUCCUCCAACAUACAGCCCUCCCUCCAGUCGACGAGGUGUUGUUACUUCGACGUCCAUUGUAGGUAUCUUGAAUCCUGGUGAUGGGUAUGAUGCCCCAUGGGAUGUCAAGAAGCAACAACAGCUACAACAACAGCAACAGGUACAGCUUUUAGCGCCUGAGGACACUGCAGCACGACAAAAUCACAUUGAAUAAAAAUAUACGUUCACUUCAUUGCUGAAACGAUCAAAAAUGAACAAUGUAAAUGUUAAAUGAUGAUUUUAGAACUUACAAGUUUUCUUUUUUCUUGAUGUCAAAAUUUUUAAAAAUUUAGAUUCUUCAUUACUCUUAUCAUUCAGAUUAAAAAAGUCUUUCAAAAAAUUAUUGGUAAGUUAUUGGAGAAAGUUAAGUAAAGUUUUAUAUACAAAAAGAAUAUAAAGCAUUUUAUUAUUAUCUUGUUAAUUAAAUCGCUACGAAAUUGUUAUCAAAAUCAAACAUUAACAAACAAACAAAUUGUUGUCAUUUCUGAGACACGCUACGCUUUGAUGUUAUUUGAAUAUUAAAGGAUAUUAUUGUUAUACUCGUUAAAAUUAUCGGUGUGAUUUUUACAAAUUUAUGUUAUAAAUUUUCGUUUGUCUAUGAUCAGAGUAUCAUAAAUGUAAGAAAGAAAAUGUUGCUGCCUGAUGUUAUAAAUGUACCUUCCUAACUUUUAACACGUAACUUUCCUACGACCAGCUUGGUGUGACAAGAAAUUCACAAUGAUUUGGUUUUCCAUCUUUUUUCUCAGGUAUUUACAAUCUACUCUCAACGGUAUAUAGGAUAUUAAAGAAACAGUCAUCUUUUUAACAUUCUUACUGUCACUGUCUGAAUGUUAAAAAGAUGACUAUUCCUUUAAUAUUUUAAUAUCUUAAAAUGAUUAUCUAAUUCCAAAGCUGAUUGAUUACAGAUAAGAAUUACGAGUAAUCAAUUGCUUUUAAUUGUGAUUACAACCAAUCAUAAUUUGGAUUUCAAUUAUAGUCUCCAUUAUGAGUAAUUAUGAACAACACUUCGAUAUGAACACACUUCAUUGCAAGUAAUUAUGAUUAAAGAUUUGUAGCAAUCAUGCUAAGAAUCUGUGAUUGCUAGCAAUCAAGUAAUCAUAAGUCACUAUUACAGUAACACUAAUUACUUGGCAUUGCAAAGUCAAAAUUGUGUAUUUACUAAAAUUUUACUUUUAUUUUACUAUUCUUAUCAAAUCUUACUAUUAUUUAAAUUUUACUUCGAUUAUUUUACUAAAAUAUUACUUUUAUUGAAAUUUAUUCUAUGUAACAUGACAUUUAUUCUAUGUAACAGGAAAUAUAGUUUUAUGUAAAAAUAAUUUUCAACAGAAAUCUUAAUACUUUAAAUCGCUAUAAUAAGUAAUCAAUUCAGUUAUAAUCGCGGUGCAUGACUAUACAAUUACGAGCAUGGUAAUUAUUAUUUCUUGUAAUCAUUGAUCACAAUUACAAAUAGUAAUCGCGGCAUAUGAUCAUAAUUAUUAUAGUAAUCAUGACAUGUGAUUACCCAAUCAAAAUUAUGAGCAAUUGAUUAUAGUGCAAUCCUUAUCUUAAUUAACAGAGUUAUAAUUGAUUUUUAUAAUUGACGCUCGAUUCUGGGAUGACAAUGAAUGAGGCUUAAAAUAACAUUUUGUAGUCUCGUGCAACAGCAAAUUGUUAAACGAGUAUUGCAGAGUUAUUUUUAUUUUUCAUGCCUGAUCUAUUUAAAGCAAUUUAAUUUAACAAUUUAGAACUGUAAUUAAAAAAUCCUGUCAUACAGAUAAAAUAUCAAUUAAGAGAAAAUAUUUAUUGCUUAUUCAACGCAUUUUGUAUCAUGUCGGAACAAGAAAAUCGAACAAAUUGGACCAAUAUUUAAAUUGAGUUCAACACUUGCUGUUUUUAAUUGGUAACGUUUUCAGGUGUUUUAUGUUUUAAGCAGAAUAAUUUUAACGACAUUCCAUAAAGUUUGAUUGGAAUUAAAAUCAAAUGCCAAAUUGUAAAUAAGUUUAGAUGAAACUAUGAAUGUAUUUGUUAAUGACUAGGUCUUCCUUGAUACAGAAGUGCUGUUAUUUUGGCACUUAAAAUAACCUUUAAUGAAGCACGAGGUGUGCUUUCCUUGUAGCUUAUCUUCCAUUUGUGAAAGAUAAUGAAAUAGAAGAAAAAGCAACUUAGAAAAAAAAUUAUGAUAAAUUGAUUAAGUUUAAACCUUAGUUUUAAUGUGCCCUUUUUCCUUAUUUCCCAUUCAGUCUGUCUGUCAAUUUCUCUCGACCAAAAUAUCAAAUAAAAGGUAAAAUGAAUUGUUUGAACUUGUAUCGAUAUUUUUAUCGAUACAAGAUACCCUUUGUAUCGAUAUUUUUAUUCUACAUAGAACUGAAUGAAGAUACGUGCUUAUGUGAUCCUAAAAAACUGAAGAGGUAAGAUAUUACUUGAUUAAAAACUUUCUUCGUUUCCAAAAUAUACAAAUUGGAAAUAACAAUCGACAUAUUCAAUCUUGAUGCUCUAGAAUCUUAAUUUUUCAUAUGAAUGCUGAUUCCCUUGUGAACGACAUUAGUUCCUCGCCAACUCUUCAUAGCGCAUGGAAAUGCUCUUUACCCUAAUCCCCCCCCUCCUCUGUUUUUUUUCUUCCUGUCCUGGGUAUCAUUUUCUUUUUUUUUUCUUUCUUUUUUCUUGUCUCAGCUACUGUGGUUUCUCAAGUUUCGUUUCUCUUCAUUAGUUUUCGAUUUUUCGUUGACAAUUUUACGUUUUAUAUUUUAAAUCACUUUUGUUUCUAAGUAAUUUCUGGCAAAUCUUGAAAAUGGGAGUUUAUUUUUGAUUUCUUGAAAUAUGUGAACUGUAUACUUUUUUAAACGAAUGAAGUUUUUAAUCAAGUAAUAUUGUGAACGCUCUUUCUCACUUUCCACUAUCGUAAAGUUACUCAUAAGUUGGGAUAGACAUAAAUAUUUUCUAAGUUGCUCUUUCUAAUAAUGGAACUGUGGACAUAUCCAUCAACCAUGUCAGAUGUGAGUGAAUUGUUUUACAUGGAAUGUUCUGUAAUAACUCACACAUUUUUAAGAAUUCCUUGCACAAAGUUUAUACAGCUGUUGUCUUUUGCUCGCUCAUAGUUUUGUUACUUUUAUAAUUUUGAUACUGACUUUAAUGUAAUGUUUCAUAUUGUGUCAUAUACAUGGGAACAAAUACAUUGACCACGGUGACUAUCUUUCAUUAAUCCAAUAAACACUUCCAUGAAAUUCGGAUAUUGUUGAAUAAUUGAAAGAUGAUAUUCUGAAGUUAUG
Parasteatoda tepidariorum (common house spider) is the source of this 5309-nucleotide messenger RNA. Its product is annotated as cell adhesion molecule Dscam1-like. Gene Ontology annotation, molecular function: protein binding. Gene Ontology annotation, biological process: cell-cell adhesion. Lineage: Eukaryota; Metazoa; Arthropoda; Arachnida; Araneae; Theridiidae. The record is from RefSeq and is a predicted model, not a curated record.